Gaeumannomyces tritici R3-111a-1 is the source of this 2569-nucleotide messenger RNA. RefSeq lists its product as hypothetical. Gene Ontology annotation, molecular function: ADP binding; protein binding. NCBI's taxonomy places the organism in Eukaryota, Fungi, Ascomycota, Sordariomycetes, Magnaporthales, Magnaporthaceae. The record is from RefSeq and is a predicted model, not a curated record. Gene Ontology annotation, biological process: lipid metabolic process. The transcript is spliced from 6 exons. Bases 1 to 2454 code for a protein of 817 amino acids.
AUGGAUCAUAACUCUCCACGUGGUAUCCGCGGCCUUUCCAGCCUGCUCAUCCUAAAGCACAUUAUGAAGGGCAUCCGCAAAGCGGAAGGCCUCAGCGAAAUCCCGAAGCCGUAUGAACGAUUCGACCUGAUCGGCGGCACAAGCACCGGAGGCAUCAUCGCAAUCAUGUUGGGUCGGCUGGGUAUGAGCGUCGACGAAUGCAUCCGAGCCUAUCGGAAGGUGGCAGAAAGAGCAUUCACCCCGAAAAGAACGACCUUGUUUCCAGCGUCUCCCAGCGGCGCAUUCUCCGCUAAGGCGCUCGAGGCGGCGAUCCGGGAUACGAUCAAGGAGUACUGCGUGGCGCCAGAGUGUGCGACACGACGCCGCGCGGGGCACUCGAUGGCCGCUACAUGUACACACAGUGAGAUGGAGCUACGUGACACGUCGUGCACUGAUACGGUCGUACUGGCCAUCACCAAGGACAAUAUCGACGCGCGACCGACCCUAUUCACGACGUACGACACCUCAAUCAGCUUAAGCGGCUGCACCAUCUGGCAGGUGGCGCGGGCGACAUCGGCGGCGACAACCUUCUUCAAGCCGAUCCGGGUCGGCCGGGACGAGAUUAAGUUCAUCGAUGCCGCCUUCGGAAAUAACAACCCGUGCAAGGUGCUUAUCGAAAAGGCGCGGCGGCGGUUCCCCGGGCGUAAGCGGAUGCAAAUUCUUAGUAUCGGCACGGGGCUUGGGGAUAUUGUCAGCAUUCGCGAUUCUAAACUCGCUAUCAUUAACGCUCUAAAAAAGAUGGCAACGACGUCGAAGCAGGUGGCGGGCCGGCUUGACAGGCGGUUCGGGGUUAACGGCCAGUACUUUCGAUUCAACGUGGAGCGGGGCCUCGAGGACACGACGCUAUCGGACUGGAGGAAGGCAAGCAAGAUCUCGGCGCACACAUUGAACUACAUCCGCGACUCUGAAAGACUGCUCGGCAAAUUCGUGGACGAGUUCCUCGGGCGGGGGAAAGCUUCGGUGGCCGGUCCGGCCGGUCCGGGAGGAGUACCUCUUAUCCCGCUUUCAAAAAACAGAUAUUUUGUGGAACGGGCGGAAACCCUCGGCAGGCUCAAGAAGAAGCUGUUUAGCGAGGAUGGCCCUCGACGCGUCGCCCUCGUCGGGCUCGGGGACAUCGGCAAGACACAGGUGGCAUUGCAGCUCGCCUAUUUGACGCAGGAAAAACAAGUUAGGGUGGUCCGUCUUCUGGGUGCCGGCUCUAAGCAUAGCAAGCUUCGAGCAGGCGUGCGUCGCUCGGCGACGGCAGGAAAAUGGCUGCUAAUCGUUGAUAACGCCGACGACUGGGAUACUUUGUUCGGGCAAGACAAUGGGGGCGGAAUAAACGACUACCUACCGCAAAGCAGCGGUAGCCGGAUCCUGUUUACGACUCGGUCUCGAAAGGUAGCCACCAGUGUUGCCGGGAACAACAUCGUCGACCUAUCAGAAAUGAGUCGCGGCGAAGCACGAGAAUUCUUGGAAAAGUCAUUGAUUAAAACAAGUCUACCGCCGAAAAACAUUAUUAACGAAUUCCUGGAAAAGCUCGCCCAUUUGCCGCUGGCAAUCACCCAGGCGGCCGCUUACAUGAACGAGAACCAGGUAUCGAUUGCGGAAUACCUUGGAAUUUUCCACAACACGGAUCAGGACAAAAUCGAGCUACUAGCCGCAGAAUUCACAGAUAACACACGGUAUAAGGAAACGCAGAACGUGGUGGUGACGACAUGGAUCAUUUCGUUCGAGCAGAUCCACAAAAUCAAUGCGGACGCGGCGAAGCUGCCCACAUUCGCGGCAUGUGUCGAGCCCAAGGCCAUACCGCGGUCGAUGCUGCCCAGUGUAGGGACAGAGCAGCGAAUAACGGGGGCGAUUGGGCUGCUUUGCGGGUAUGCGUUCCUGGGUAAGCGAGGGGAUGGCGGCAUAUUCGACAUGCACAGUUUGGUGCACUUGGCGACACGGGAAUGGGUUAAGGGGAAAGGAGAUACGGAGAAGACAAUGGAAGACGCUUUGGCGCAGCUGGCGGCAGUUGUCCCCAGCGAUAAGUGGGAAAAUCGCGAGCGAUGGAGGCAGUAUAUGCCGCAUGCGCUCAAAAUGCUUCAGGCGGAUGGAGCGGCAAGGGGAGGUGAAAGCGAAGCAAUGAAUCGGUUAAGAUUUUGGGCAGGGCGGUGUCUACAAAUGGACGGACGGAUCCGGGAGGCGGUCGGUUUGUUGGAGCACGUCGUGGCUGUCAGAGGGAGAACGCUCUCGGAAAAACACCCUUCUCGACUGGCGUCGCAGCACGAAAUCGCCGCGGCAUACCAGGCCGACGGGCAGGUCAAAAAGGCCGUCGGUUUGUUGGAGCACGUCGUGGCUGUUAAAAGGAGAACGCUUUCGGAGGAACACCCGGAUCGACUGGCGUCGCAGCACGCGCUCGCACGUGUUCGUGGAAAAACGUUUUCGGAAUAACCACGUCUCAGGUGCUACGACUUUAUGUACGAUAAACGUAUGCCUAAUGUGACAAGAACUUAUAAAGGCAAAUAGUAAAUGACAGACUAACAGACGGACAGAAUUUAUCGCCUGG